UCAGCGCAACCCUAUACACAUCCCAGACAGAGAACAGCUGACAGGCAAUCACUGAGGACAGCUAAGAGCGACGUGAGAAUCAGGCACUGCCAUGGGCGCCUAAGAGAUAUCUCUCCAAUCAGCGCUCAGAGAGGGGUCCUGACCAACAGCCCGAUUCCCGGGGCUCCGCCCAGCAGAGAGAUGGGAACCCCCCAGAAGGACGUUGUGUUAAAGCCCGAAGCACCAAAAGCCCUUCUUCUGGAUAAACACUCUGAGUACAUUGAGUCGUAUGGAGCCAAGAAGGACGAUUAUGAGUAUUGUAUGUCGGAGUACCUACGGAUGAGUGGUGUCUACUGGGGCCUGACCGUUAUGGAUCUGAUGGGCGAGCUUCAUCGUAUGAACAAAGAAGAGAUCCUGGCGUUUAUCAAGUCCUGCCAGCAUGACUGCGGCGGGUUCAGUGCCAGCAUCGGACAUGAUCCUCAUCUACUAUAUACACUUAGUGCUGUGCAGAUCCUCACUCUAUUUGACAGUCUUUCUGAGGUGAACACGGAGAAGAUCCUUGAAUACGUCCAGAGUCUACAGAAGGAAGACGGCUCUUUUUCUGGAGACAAAUGGGGGGAAAUAGACACUCGCUUCUCUUUCUGUGCUGUAGCCACACUCGCACUGCUGGGGAAGCUGGAUGCCGUGAAUAUAGAAAAGGCGAUCGACUUUGUUUUGUCAUGUAUGAACUUUGAUGGAGGUUUUGGCUGCCGACCCGGUUCAGAGUCCCAUGCUGGUCAGAUCUAUUGUUGCACAGGAUUCCUGGCCAUCACCAACCAGUUGCAUCAAAUGAAUGCCGAUUUACUGGGCUGGUGGCUCUGCGAGCGUCAGCUGCCAUCAGGAGGUCUCAACGGGCGACCAGAGAAGCUUCCGGAUGUUUGCUAUUCCUGGUGGGUGUUGGCCUCCCUGAGGAUAAUUGGAAGACUCCAUUGGAUUGACAGAGAGAAGUUACGCAUGUUUAUUUUGGCCUGUCAGGAUGAAGAGACGGGAGGAUUCGCAGACCGGCCCGGUGAUAUGGUAGAUCCAUUUCAUACUCUGUUCGGAAUUGCUGGGCUGUCUCUGCUGGGAGAGGAAGGCAUCAAGCCUGUGAAUCCAGUGUUUUGUAUGCCUGAAGAGGUCCUGCGUAGAAUUAAUGUACAACCUGAGCUAGCAAGCUAGAAUCCACAAGGAGAAGCCUUCUAACCAUAAGCUGCUAGUGUUCCCUGACAGUUUUCUGCUCGCUGCGCCUUCCGCCCCCGUUGUCUGCUGAUCCAUUUACUUUGUUCGCAAUGAGGUGCUGGGUGUAAAGUGUAUGUAUAGACAAAACGUUUUUUGUUUUUUAGAUAGAGGAAAGCAUCGGAUUACCUUUGUGUUUUUUCA
Messenger RNA from Rana temporaria (common frog), 1377 nucleotides. RefSeq names its product Rab geranylgeranyltransferase subunit beta (gene RABGGTB). The record is from RefSeq and is a predicted model, not a curated record. The transcript has 9 exons. Gene Ontology annotation, biological process: protein geranylgeranylation. NCBI's taxonomy places the organism in Eukaryota, Metazoa, Chordata, Amphibia, Anura, Ranidae. Gene Ontology annotation, cellular component: Rab-protein geranylgeranyltransferase complex. Gene Ontology annotation, molecular function: Rab geranylgeranyltransferase activity. The coding region runs from base 181 to 1176 and encodes 331 amino acids.